Molecule: messenger RNA, 1466 nt
Organism: Haliotis rubra (blacklip abalone)
Lineage: Eukaryota; Metazoa; Mollusca; Gastropoda; Lepetellida; Haliotidae
Exons: 9
Coding region: 115-903 (262 amino acids)
Molecular function (GO): oxidoreductase activity
Source: RefSeq, a predicted model, not a curated record
ACCUCCGUUUACCCUUUAGAAUUUACAUAAUUUACCUCGAGGAGGUCAGUGAUUCAUAUAGAUGUUCCCGUCAGUUGUUCCCCAGCCAGAUAUUCGAGACAGCACAAGCACGCGAUGGCGAGCUUCGUGGGCCGAGUUGUACUUAUUACGGGAGCGAGUGCCGGGCUUGGAGAGGGGACGGCUUUGCAUUUUGCCAAAAAGGGAGCCAAACUCGCGCUAACGGGACGAGAUAAUUCGAGACUUGAAGAUGUCGCUAAGCGAUGCAUGGCGUGUGGGGUACCUGCUGAUAACAUUCGGACUAUUUCUGGUGACCUGACUGACUCGGCGUUCAGGAAGGACACCAUUGAAAAGACGGUCGCCAAGUUUGCCAGGCUCGAUGUACUGGUGAACAACGCUGGUGUGGUCUUCCCUGGGGAGUCCAUGGGAAUGUCGGAGUCCGACUACGAUAAGUCGAUGGACCUCAACAUGAAGGUGCCCUUCCUCCUGUCACAGCUGGCAGUCCCCCACUUGGAGAAGUCGCAGGGGAACAUUGUAAAUAUAUCAAGUCUUUGCGGGACCAGGGCGAUGCCGGAGGUUGGGAUCUACUGUGUCGCCAAGGCCGCCCUUGACAUGUUCACUCAGUGCCUGGCUUUGGAGCUCGCGCCCAAAAAGGUUCGGGUGAAUUCUGUGAGCCCCAGCACUGUGGCGACUUCGAUCUUCGGACGAGAGGGUUCUGCCCUCCACGGCAAAGACGACGAGAUACAGAAGUUUUUGGAUUCACAAGCCAGUGCCAGCCCCUUUGGCAGAUUGGGCACGCCCCAGGAUGUGUCUGAGGCUAUUGGCUACCUUGCCUCCGACGCUGCAAGCUAUGUGACGGGACAGAUUCUCUUAGUCGAUGGGGGCCGAAGCUGUACCUGCAAGUGAAGAGUAGUAUCGCCAUCAUAGAAUAGUUACGUCACGUCUGACGUCGUUAUGGCAGCUUGAUCUUACAGAUUGUUGUCAAAGUACUUAGUAUCCUAUAUAGAUACCUAUCACACAGCUUAACUUGUUUGAGUGGCAUUUUAGAAGUAGGGACCUACAAUAUUGAACAAAUGUUAUGGAUUACAAUGGAUUUUAUUUGUACAACUCUGGCUUCCACGCCCUAUCCUGUGUGUACUCAGUGGCUUUAUCAUCUUACUACUUAACCAAUUAUGGCAAUUAUGUUGUCUCAUUGUUACAUUCAGUAUAUAUAUACAUCUCCUCCACUGCAUGUAUUACUUCUGCUGGACAACGGUACAAGAAUCUGUAUCGAAAGUCGCACUCACGAAAUAUAGAAGCUAAUAUUCAUAAGAUUUGUUCUAUAUUAUCACACAGCUUGUUGUCAGCAAUAUUACACCUAUAUCUGGCAUAUUACAGCUGUAUAUUUAAAUAAAGCAUUUAUCUGUGACAUAAGGUUAGGACUUGAAAACUUAUCUUGCCUCACACAUAAAUGUCGAUUUCUGACUGGC